This is a messenger RNA of Aphanomyces invadans, 999 nucleotides long. RefSeq lists its product as hypothetical. The record is from RefSeq and is a predicted model, not a curated record. Lineage: Eukaryota; Oomycota; Saprolegniomycetes; Saprolegniales; Verrucalvaceae. The coding region runs from base 53 to 616 and encodes 187 amino acids. The transcript has a single exon.
AGCGGAUCGAAUCCAUGUUAAAGAAGAUCAGUAAAGAGUUGAGUUACGAGCGAUGCAGAGCCACUCGAUUGGAGCACACUGGACGAGACGUUUAUGCAAACGCAGCAACGACAACUAUGGCAGUGACACUCAACGACGCCACGAUCGCGUUGGACUUAGUCGUAGUUUUCGGUGCGUCAGUCGUGGCUGUCGUGGCAGGGGUGGCCGUCGAGGUCGCUUCCGUUCCCUUCUUGGGAGCACCCUUGGAUGUAGGCCUGUCUCCUGCCAGCUUCUUGCCGAGUUCCAAGAACUCUUCGAACUUGAGGCUGAAGCUGCCUGUGUCGAGAGCCUUCCCGCUGCCGUCCAAGCUGUGAAAGUCGCACGCGGGCUUGACAGCCUUGAUGUCAGUCACAAUCUUCGCCCACCACUCUCGGCAAGUCUUGGCCUUCAACACUUUUGCCAAGUCUUCGCCGGAAAUACUCGUCGCCGUCAGGGGUAUGCCUGUUUCGGUCGAGCACGCCUUGGCGCCGUGGUUCGUCGCGGAUUCGGUCAGGAUCGUGCUCACAGUCGUGCCACACUGUUCCAAGCUCUCUGGGGAAGCGACAGCUGUGAUGGUACCAUUUCCUGCCUUUCUUAGCGCUUUCUGGGUCACGUGCAAGAACUCCGUGUACUUCAUGUGGAAUUUAUCGGUAUUCACAUGUUUGCCACUUCCGUCAAACAGGGGGAACUUGCACGCAGGUUCAAUCGAGUUGAUUUCUUUGACGAUCCCUUUCCACCACGUGUUGCAUGCCUUGGACGCCAGCGCCUUCUUGACAUCUUCGUCCGACACGGUCGUCGCGGAGGUUGAAAUGCCAGUCUCCUUGUGACACGCGACAGAAUCACUGUUCGUGGCCGCCGUUGUGAGUACUCCCGUGACGGCAGCUCCACACUUUUCUAACGAGCUAGCCGACGCCACCGCAACAAGGGCGGCAACACUGAAGGAGAAGGUCUUCAUGAUGUAGAGAUCGAAAUGGACACUGC